CCCGGUAACACCCUCACGUGGAUCUCGUCGAGUUGACACCACACAUCAACUCGCUUAGCCACGCACUUGACACCUUUGUUGUCAACUGUUUUCUCCCCAAAGAGAUCCGUACAUCCAACCAAACAAGCUAACCUAAUGCUCACAAUUUCGCCUCAGGUCGAAUCCAAAACACUCCAAAAAGCAUCUUUCUUUGCAAAGCUAUCCUUCAAACUUUCAACAUGAAGUUCUCCGCCAUUGCCCUUUUCGCCCUCUUUGGAGCUGCCGCCGCCGGAAGACCCAAUCUUUCCAUCUCUGUCCGCGAUGGAAACUUUGACGGCCUUGAUGGACUCGACCCCACUGUCUCCUGGGAGAACAGUGCGCAAUCCGGUGACAUGGACAUCUCCUAUGGAGUGGAAGCUUCGGCUCGCCCAACCAGUGACAUUGCUUCCCUUCCCCGCAAGAUCUGGGGCAAGGCAAGCACUGACAUCUCCGGAUGGGGAGUCUCAGCACGUGCCGAUGUCAACCCACAAGACUUGGACUCUGCUGAUAUUGAGCUCAAUGCCGAAAACGAAGACAAUGACCUCUCUGUCAACCUUGUUGCCAGCGCAGGAAAGGAUUUCGCCGUGAGGUCGGUUGAGGCAACCAAGGGAUUGGACGCCAACGGCGCCCGUGUUACUGUCACCCCCCGAUUCAACUUGGAGGACGACUCCAGGGAUGUUGUCGUCAACUACAGCAACGACAACACGGAUGUCAAAUUGACUGCCUCUGCCGACGCUCAAGAGGUUACCGUCUCCCAGAGGCUUGACGACGACAACCGUGUCGCUCCCACCAUCAACAGCAACGGAGAUCUUAGCGUAGAAUGGGAACGCCGCCUUGGAGAUGACAGCUCCCUCACCGCCACUCUCAAGCCCAAUGAUAGCCUUGAUGUUGAAUGGAAGGAUGAUGCCUGGACCGCCAACGUGAACAUGCCCAUUGAUGGAGCCAACAUCAACGGAGCCAAUGUCAGCAUCAAGCGUGAUGUCAACUUCUAAGUCUUUUUUCUUUUUCGGUAACUUGUUCAAUGGUAACAAAUGUAUUUUUUCAACACAAGACUGGUCUUUUAUGUAGCUACAACCUCCAAUGCUCCAUCCCAACCAGCUAGACUAGCUACCGGUACGUUACGGCGUAUCAUGAAACUUGCCCCAAAUUGCUCCGUUGAAGAAAGUUGCUUCUGUGAAGAACCCUAAUGAGUACAUGGUCCACAAGUGCGUGGACUGUCCGUCCCAUCUUGGCCGCACAGGCGGAGCUGCACCGACAAGGGGCGAGCUAGCAACUGACAAGCAAAAGAUGAACUCGUAUUAAUAGACCUGUGUGGUCGCUGACUGCGGGUACUGGCAGUGAUCUUCCUUGCGGCUUGGAGUGAUGGAGUGGGGGAGCUCUAAUGAAUUUUUGGAACUGGUCCCAAAAAUUGAUUUGGAUUCGAUUUACCCACCACUCGAAUCGUCACCUCUGUCGGUAUUACCGUACCGGUACUAGCUAGUAUGCAUACCGGUACCGGUACGGUAGGGUACUGUCGGGUACCGGCACAGGAGUCUUCCUCGACUCCCAGCCACCGCCUCAGCUGUCCG
Molecule: messenger RNA, 1586 nt
Organism: Seminavis robusta
Lineage: Eukaryota; Bacillariophyta; Bacillariophyceae; Naviculales; Naviculaceae
Source: the annotation of a GenBank genome assembly